ACGGCAAUUGUAACAGUAACAGCAGAUAUAAUCGCCACACAAGAGGAGUGCCAUCACAGACAAACACACACACAGUCACGCACACAUCGACGUGGAUAAAUAGCGGCUUGUUCCUCUCAAACGUACGCUGGGGAGGAAAAGAGAGAAAGUGUCCACCUGCGCUGAUCAAAUACACAACAGGGCUAAGAACCAUGAAGACCAGACUAGGCUGCCUGUCCAAUAAGUCUGACUCAUACCCUGACUUCACUGAGUUCCUGCCCCCUGCCCAGGACAGGGCCACCAGAUGCCGAAAGCUGUCAAAAGAUGAAGUCGUUCUAUGGGCAGAUUCCUUCGAUGUUCUUCUGUCGAACAAGUGUGGCCUGGCUGCCUUCCGGGCUUUUCUCAAGACGGAGUUCAGCGACGAGAACAUUGAGUUCUGGAUGGCCUGCGAGGAAUAUAAAAAAAUCAAGACUCCCACUAAAUUGAUGACCAAAAUUAACAAGAUCUACACUGAGUUUAUUGAUGUCAAGGCUCCCAGAGAGGUAAACAUAGACUUCCGUACGCGGGAAGUGAUGAGGCAGAGCCUUGCGGAGCCCACCCCCUCCAGUCUGAAUGAGGUUCAAGCCAGGGUCCACAGCCUCAUGGAGAAAGACUCUUACCCACGCUUUCUCCACUCCAAGAUCUACCAGGACUUACUCAACUUGCAGUACUCACACUGCCAUCGGAACUCUGUCUGAAGAACACACACAUGCGCCGUCGCAGAUACACAUACACAUACACACACGCGCACACACACACACACACAAACAGUUGUGUUUGUCUUCAGUAGCUAGAACCCAAGGAACCAUUAUUCCUCAGGUUCUAACUUGAGAUCUCUAUGCGUAACUCAAUAACUCAAGUCUCCCAUUGACAUGUUGAAUCAUGUGAACGUUUUUGAGUUAUCCAUACAAAUAUCACGUUAGGAUUCUCCUCUCACAGAGAUAUUCUUUGUAUUUAGACAUAUCGUGAUAUUGUAUCAUCCCUCUUAGAACUGUGUCAACAUAUAGUUUACACUUAGAAAACAAAAUACCACAAGACAUUGUACUGUGUAUCCUUUUAUUUCUCUUAUUAGAAAAUGUGUUGUUGUUGAUGAUAUGUAUUUCUCCCAUCACUAUAGAUUUAUUGUGGUGUAGCAAUAUGUCUGGCAAUUUUAUUAAA
Salvelinus sp. IW2-2015 is the source of this 1176-nucleotide messenger RNA. Its product is annotated as regulator of G-protein signaling 8-like. NCBI's taxonomy places the organism in Eukaryota, Metazoa, Chordata, Actinopteri, Salmoniformes, Salmonidae. The record is from RefSeq and is a predicted model, not a curated record.